This is a messenger RNA of Hemibagrus wyckioides, 4255 nucleotides long. It is a transcript of the gene xdh, whose product is annotated as xanthine dehydrogenase. Bases 117 to 4145 code for a protein of 1342 amino acids. The record is from RefSeq and is a predicted model, not a curated record. Lineage: Eukaryota; Metazoa; Chordata; Actinopteri; Siluriformes; Bagridae. Gene Ontology annotation, molecular function: iron ion binding; FAD binding; molybdopterin cofactor binding. The transcript is spliced from 36 exons.
AGAGAGAGAGGGAGAGAGAGAGAGAGAGAUAAAGAUGCGUCACGUGCUGAGUAAGUACAUGUGCUGAAGUCCCUUGUCUCGAGCAUAUGAGCGGCUGCUGAAGACAAACUCGCACUAUGGAGGAAAUAAACAAAACACACCGGGAUGACUUGGUUUUCUUUGUAAAUGGCAAAAAGAUCACUGAAAAUAAUGCCGAGCCAGAGAUGACGCUGCUGAGCUUUCUCAGGAGAAAGUUGGGUUUAACAGGCACUAAACUGGGAUGUGCUGAAGGUGGAUGUGGCGCCUGCACUGUGAUGGUGUCCAAGUUCCACCCACAACAGAAUAAGAUUGUACACCAGGCCAUUAAUGCAUGUCUGGCUCCACUAUGCUCAAUGCAUCAUUGUGCAGUCACUACAGUAGAAGGCAUCGGUAGUGUAGCCAGCAAACUUCACCCUGUUCAGGAACGGAUUGCUAAGGCUCAUGGAUCACAGUGCGGUUUUUGCACUCCAGGAUUUGUCAUGUCCAUGUAUGCACUUCUGAGGAACAACUCUCAACCUACAAUGAAGGAAAUCGAGGAGGCCUUUCAAGGUAAUCUGUGCCGUUGCACGGGGUAUAGACCUAUCCUGGAGGGCUACAAGACCUUUACCAAGGAUGGAGGAUGCUGUGGCGCAAAAGGAAAAUCCAAAGGCUGCUGCUUGACCAGUGAAGACCCGACAGAGCAGGUCAAUGAAGAUUCAAAACAUCCAGCUCAACAAUUAUUUAACCCAUCAGAAUUUAAGCCACUGGACCCAACACAGGAAAUCAUUUUCCCUCCAGAACUAAUGAGUCUUUCCAAGCGUCCACCACUACAGCUGAGAUUUCUUGGAGAAAGAGUUUCAUGGAUUCAACCCAGCACCCUGAAAGAACUCCUGGAGCUAAAAGCACUGUAUCCUACAGCCAAGCUAGUGGUGGGGAACACUGAAGUUGGUAUUGAGAUGAAAUUCAAGAACUUUCUGUACCCAGUGAUCUUGGCACCAACCUCCAUCCAGGAACUCAACAGCAUCCAUUACACUGAUACUGGGAUCGAGUUUGGUGCAUCUGUGACACUGACUGUGUUAAAGGAGGUGCUGUGUGAAAUGGUAAACAAGCUACCCAGCUACAAAACGGAGGUUUUCCAGGCCGUACUCGAGCAGCUGCACUGGUUCGCAGGACACCAGAUUCGAAAUGUUGCAGCCAUUGGUGGAAAUAUCAUGACAGCAAGUCCUAUCUCAGACCUUAACCCUGUGUUCAUGGCCGUGGGUUCUAAGCUAACGCUGAUAUCCAAAGAAGGAAAACGUGUGCUUCAGAUGGACGACAAGUUUUUCACUGGCUACAGGAAAACUGCUUUGAAACCAGAGGAAAUUCUUUUGGCUAUUGAGAUUCCCUACACAAAACAGGGCCAGUAUUGCUCAGCCUUUAAACAAUCACUUCGCAAAGAGGAUGAUAUUGCUAUUGUCACCUGCGGGAUGAACGUGGUCUUCAAGGAGGAGUCCAGUAUAGUGAAGGACAUCCGAUUGAGUUACGGUGGAAUGGCUGCUACCACUGUUCUUGCCACAACGACAUGCAGUCGACUUAUUGGCAGGCAGUGGAAUGAGGAGCUGAUGCAGGAUGCUUGCUCUUUCCUGGCUGAAGAGAUGACCCUGCCUCCGUCCGCUCCGGGUGGGAUGGUGACAUAUAGACGCACACUGGCUAUCAGCCUGUUCUUUAAAUUCUAUCUCACCAUCCAGAACAAAUUAGCUAAGGAGCACCUGUCUGUUGAGAACAUCAGACCAGAUUAUGCCAGUGCUAUUGAAAUGUUUCACCUCGACUCACCAACCAGUGUUCAGCUGUACCAGGUAGUCCCUCCUGGUCAGAGCCCAGAUGAUGUGGUAGGGCGUCCGGUUAUGCAUCUGUCUGCUCUGAAGCAGGCCACAGGAGAAGCUGUGUACUGUGAUGAUAUUCCUCACUUCGAGAACGAGCUCUAUUUGGCUCUUGUCACCAGCACUAAAGCUCAUGCUUAUAUUAAAUCUAUUGAUAUUGAUGAAGCCAUGACACUUCCAGGAGUGGUCACAUUUGUCUCUGCCAAGGACAUCCCUGGCUGCAAUAAGACUGGACCUGUUUUUUAUGACGAGACUGUCUUCGCUGAUGAAAAGGUCACAUGUGUGGGUCACAUUGUUGGAGCCGUUGUAGCAGACACACAAGUCCACGCACAGAGGGCAGCCAAAGCUGUGAAGAUCACAUAUGAGGAAUGCCAACCUGUGAUUGUCACCAUUCAGGAUGCCAUUGCCAAUCAGUCGUUCUACCAGCCAGUGAGAACUAUAGAGAGAGGAGACCUUAUGCUGGGCUUUCAAGAGUCUGAUAACAUCCAAGAAGGUGAAAUACACAUAGGGGGACAGGAACAUUUUUACUUGGAGACAAACUGCACACUCGCUGUCCCUCGAGGAGAGGAUGGUGAAAUGGAGAUGUUCGUGUCCACGCAAGCGGCCACCAAAACACAAGCACUUGUUGCCAAGGCAUUAGGCGUGCCAGCCAGUCAUAUUGUAUGUCGGGUUAAGAGAAUGGGAGGAGGAUUCGGAGGAAAAGAGAGCCGCAGCACCCUGCUCUCUACAGCUGUGGCUGUUGCUGCUCAGAAAGUCAAGAGGCCAGUCCGCUGCAUGCUGGACCGUGAUGAGGACAUGCUAAUAACUGGAGGUCGGCAUCCAUUCUUUGGACGUUACAAGGUCGGCUUCAAGAAGAAUGGAAAAGUGAUGGCUCUUGAUGUGACCCUCUACUGCAAUGCAGGAAAUUCCUUGGACCUUACCUUGUCUAUUAUGGAACGAGCGCUCUUCCAUAUGGACAACUGCUAUAACAUUCCUCAUAUUCGUGGGACCGGCUACAUGUGUAAAACCAAUCUGCCUUCCAACACCGCAUUUCGGGGCUUUGGUGGGCCUCAGGGAAUGAUGGUAGCGGAGAGUUGGAUUAGUGAUGUGGCUCUGGGUUGCGGUCUCCCUGCUGAACAGGUGAGGAGGAUGAAUAUGUAUAAGCAGGGAGACUUAACCCCCUUUAACCAGUGUCUGGACCAGUUUACCAUAGAUCGCUGCUGGGAGGAAUGCAUGGCCAUCUCAGACUUCCAACAAUGGAAAGCCAAGGUGGAGCAGUAUAACAAACAAAAUCGCUGGACCAAAAGAGGGUUGUCCAUCAUUCCCACAAAGUUUGGCAUCAGCUUCACUGCAGUCUUCCUCAACCAGGCAGGAGCACUGGUUCAUAUCUACACAGAUGGUUCAGUCCUUCUCACUCAUGGUGGAACAGAAAUGGGACAAGGCCUGCACACUAAAAUGGUUCAGGUUGCCAGCCGAACUCUGGGAAUCCCCAGCACAAAGAUUCACAUCAGUGAGACCAGCACUAACACCGUCCCAAACACAAGCCCUACUGCUGCAUCUGCUUCCUCUGACCUCAACGGCAUGGCUGUCCAUAAUGCAUGUCAGACGCUUCUGCAGAGACUGGAGCCGUACAAAGCCAAAAACCCCAAGGGCACCUGGGAAGACUGGGUAAAAGCAGCUUAUUUUGACAGGGUGAACUUAUCAGCCAAUGGGUUUUAUAAGACUCCAGAUAUUGGCUAUGAGUUUGAAACAAAUUCUGGCCGACCUUUUAACUACUUCUCUUAUGGUGUAGCAGUAUCAGUGGUGGAGCUGGACUGUCUGACUGGUAGUCACAAGAACCUGCAUACUUCAAUUGUUAUGGAUGUGGGCAAAAGUCUGAACCCAGCACUGGAUAUUGGUCAGGUGGAGGGUGCAUUCAUGCAAGGUGUGGGUCUUUUCACCCUUGAGGAGUUGCGCUACUCUCCCCAAGGUUACCUGUACACCCGUGGACCUGGGAUGUAUAAGAUUCCUGCAUUUGGAGACAUUCCAACUGAACUGAAGGUCUCACUACUUAGAGAUGCUCCUAAUGAGAAGGCCAUCUUCUCCUCCAAGGCAGUUGGAGAGCCUCCACUCUUCCUGGCAGCCUCAGUCUUCUAUGCUAUCAAAGAUGCUAUUUCAGCAGCCAGGGCUGAGUCUGGCCUCACAGGACCCUUUAGACUGGACAGCCCUGCUACACCCGAGAGAAUACGCAACGCUUGUGAAGACAGAUUCACCAAACUUUGUCCUCCGUCGGAGCUGGGAACUUACACACCAUGGGACGUGAAGGUGUAAGGCACUUACUUCUGUUUCAACAUCCACUGAGACUCACUGGUUUUAUCUAAAUGCACAAAUGACUAAAAUAUAAAAUCAGAUUUACACUGGAUAUUAAAAAAAAAAAAGUC